Molecule: messenger RNA, 1962 nt
Organism: Debaryomyces tyrocola
Lineage: Eukaryota; Fungi; Ascomycota; Pichiomycetes; Serinales; Debaryomycetaceae
Source: the annotation of a GenBank genome assembly
AUGACAAAGCGUGCUCAAGUAUGUGAUAGGUGUCGGGUUUUAAAAAAAGGAUGUUAUGGUUCUGAUGAUUGUUGUAUCAAUUGCAGCAUUGCUAAGAUUAGUUGCGAAACAACUGCUAGACUUAAACGAAAAAGAAAGCCGAACUCGUCAUUUCAGAGCAUACCUAAUUCUUCUGAGAUUGAAGACUAUAAGUGUCAAAUAGAAACUCUAAAAGACGAAAUUGAAAUCUUAAAACAGAAAAAUGUACGAAAAGACAGUGACGAUAACUUAAUUAUCCAGCAUCUUGGUAGAAUGCUACCUUCAACGAAGAAUACAAAUGGUGAAUCAAUAUUUGCAGGUUCCUCUACAGGGGUAUUUUUUAUUAGCCAAGUUCAACAGGAUGUUCAAAGGCUUAAACAAACGAUAAAUUCAAAUAUAAAUCCUAGUGAACUCUUUUCCGAAUCUUCCUAUUUAGCGUAUCGUUCAAGCAAUAUGGAUCCGCAGCAGACGACACAGAAUAAUAUUGACCAAACGAUAAUAGUCCUUAAUGAAAUAGACAUAAGCAGUCUCAUUAGAAACUUUUUUGAAAAAUGGCAUCCCAUGUAUCCCAUUUUUGAUGAGGGUUCUUGUCUUGCAUAUUCUUCAGAUUUUAAUAUCAUGGAACUAACAAAGAAAAUUAACUUUAUUAAAAGUAGCAAUGACCCAUUAAAACAAUUACCUACGCUUUAUUGUUUUCUAAUGAUAGUAUCUAUUCAAAUGGUAACUUUAGAUUACAAAUGCUCGGUUUCUUUAUUCCAAUAUUUACAGGAUAAUUUAUUAAUAAGAUUAAUGAAUUUCUCGUCUCUUGAGACUUUACAAUGUUAUUUGGUUACAAUGUUAUAUCUACAGAUUAUUGGCGAUCACGAAUUGUGUAUUCAAUUCAAUGGGAAGUCUGUCAGAUUAGCAUUUUUAUACGGAUUACAUCGUCAUUCUCAGAGGUUUAAAUUCAAUAAAGAGGUUUCAGAAGAAAGAAAAAAAAUAUGGUGGUGUACGUAUUGCUUUGAUAUACUAGUAAGCUGUAAUAAUGGGCUCCCGAGAUUAAUUAAUGAUGAAGAUGUCGACACAGACUUGCCCUUAAAUAUAAAUGGAUUUAAGCCAAGCGUAGAUAAAAAGGAAAAGGAGGCAGUAUUACCCUUGCCAGGAGAAGAGUCUAGUGUUUCAUUAUUUAUUUCGAUUAUCAAGCUAUGCCAGAUAUUAAGUUUAAUUAUGAAAAGUCUUUAUACAACUACGCAAAGACGAAAUGGUAAUAUUAAAAUUGAGCAGUUAAGAAAUCGCUUGAAUAAUUGGAAGUCAGACUAUGGGAGCGUUGAGUCUAUUAAUGACAGUGAAGUGCAUUAUUAUGGUAAAUAUUAUCUUCUGUUGCUUUAUUAUACGUGUAUGAUUCAUUUAUAUCGCCCUGGUUUAACAUAUCCUAAAUCUUCACCUUCAUUUGAAAGAUGUUUGGCGGAAAGUUUAAAGAUCAGUAAAAACUUUAUUGAAUUGUUUGCUAAUUAUAGUAGAAAAUUUUCUGAGAUUUAUUUUAUUUAUCCAUGUGGCUUUCAUUUACUAUUCCAGUCUGGGUUGUUAAUACUAUGGAACGAAAUUUUUGUUAUAGCAGAUAAAUCUACUACACAUGAGACAAAAAUAGAUGAUGUUCAAAAAUAUAUACAUCUUUGCUCAGAUUGUUUGUAUUCAUGUGAAAAUAAUGCUUUAUUUAAAUAUAGGUCAAGUAUCGCUAAGAACUGUGGGAACACAAUACAUGUGCUUAAUAAAUCUGUUUUGAGCUAUUAUCACACCUUAGACGAGCCACUGAUUGAGGAUAAUGACGGAGAAAAAUAUAAGAAUAUCAGUAAUUUUUUAAAUGAUUCAUGGAAUGAAAAUCUUGAAUUGAUUAACUUUUUUGAAUUAUCUCCAAGUUUUUUAAAUAAUUCAAUAAAUUACAACCUUGAUGAGAACAUUUAUUGA